This is a messenger RNA of Neoarthrinium moseri, 1263 nucleotides long. RefSeq lists its product as uncharacterized. The record is from RefSeq and is a predicted model, not a curated record. The transcript is spliced from 5 exons. Bases 1 to 1263 code for a protein of 420 amino acids. Lineage: Eukaryota; Fungi; Ascomycota; Sordariomycetes; Amphisphaeriales; Apiosporaceae.
AUGCGACCGGGUAGCACUAGAGAUGCGAGUUCCGAAGAGCCAUUGGACUACGACGAUGUCUCAUCACCGGCGACAUCGUCGUUGAUCGAUGUAACGCCUCGGGAUCCCUUCGUUGGCACCGCUUUCGAGAUGCCUUACAAGUCGAGACCCUUGUUUCACCUUUUUAUGACUACACGAGUGCUGCACUCGACUCCGGUUGCCAGAGAUAAAAAUUCGUUCCUGGUACAUCGUGCUUUAUCACACCCUGGCUUUCUCCACGGGGCGCUGCUGAUGACGACACUCCAAUGGGCUUGGUCAACUGGGGACAGCGAGCAGUUUCGAGUACCUUAUCUCUACCACAAGUUGCAAGCGAUACGGUUCGUCAACGAACAACUUGCGAAUCCCGAAACAGCCGUUCACGAGGGGACGAUUGCCGCAGUGGCGAGUCUUGCGCUUGUAGAGAACUCUCUGGGAUCCGAUGAUGCAGUAACAUCGCAUCUACGCGGCCUUGCUCGGAUCAAGGAGAUACAGGAUAGGAAUGGCGCAUCCAGGUCCCCAGGGCUUUUGCAGCGUGUGAUUCUCAUGGCGGCACGAUGUGUCAAGUCCCGGCCGGUCUGUGGUAUUCUCGAUAUCUCAAGGACUGACGACGUUCAUCAGUCAAUAAUCGUGUCGAUACUACGCAUAGCACUGCGUCCCAUCUACGAUAUUUUCACACUGACUGGGUCAGAACAUCUGACAGAAGAACUCUCAAAUGUGUUGGCAAGGCAAUCAUCCCAUGCACAGGCCCUUGACAGCAACUUGGUGGCUCUGCAAUCCGUGGACAGCAGCAGGACCGGUUUCAUCUCCUGCUACUUCUAUCUUUAUAUGAUACUUCGCGAGAGCGGAGUGGAUGCAUUUGUAUUGAAUUGGUUACUAGAGCAAUUGCUCGCGGACGUCUGCAGGACCGAGUCACUCAUGCACAAGGGGAGUUACAGUCAAUCCUUGUGGUUUUGGACGGUCAUGUUUGGAGCAUGUGCCACAGUAGCCGCGAGAAUCACUUCGCCCCUCGAAAACGAGCAGAUGAGCGCGAUUCGGGACGUAUAUAUGGACAAGAUCAAUCUUGCGAGCCAAGUACUCAAGAUCAAGAGUUGGGAAGGGGCGAAGUCAGCACUCAGGCUCUUUGCCUGGGAGGAUGACUUCGAUGGAGAGGAAGAGCUCCGAAGACUCUGGGAGGAGGCUGUCUGGGAAGACGAUGGCCACCGCCCAAAACUUCAUUCACUCAGCUCGGGAUUUCCAAUUUCCUGA